AUGCCGUGUCAAGUCAAAGGAACGGCAUUCAUCACCGGUGGCGGUUCAGGAAUCGGCAAGGCCACUGCUCAAGCCUUCGCAGAAAAUGGCAUCCAAUCCAUCGCCUUAGUCGACUUGAACAUACCUCUCCUCGAAAAGACCCGCGAUGAGCUCCUCGCCCAGUUCCCGGCUAUCAACGUGGAGGCUCUCCAGGCAAAUGUUGCCGACGAGGCAUCCGUCGAGGAUGCAGUGCGCAAGACAAUCGAGUGCUUCGGCAGUAUCGAUAUUGGUAUUAACUGCGCCGGAAUUAGUGGCAUGCCCACACCGACUGAUCGGAUGACGCUGGCGGAGUGGCAGAAAGUUAUCGAUGUCAAUCAGACCGGAGUAUGGCUAUGUCAGAGGGCUUUGAUUCGGCAGAUGCUGCGGCAGGAGUCGCGGGGUAGCCGUGAAGGACGAGGCGUCAUUGUGAACGUCUCGUCGAUGUUUGGCGUGAGUGGUCCCCCUGGGCCAUUCGACAUUCCCCACUACACAGCGGCGAAGCAUGCGGUGGUGGGGUUAACCAAGAUGGACGCGAAAGCGUACUCGCGACAAGGAAUUCGCAUCAAUGCUAUCUGUCCCGGAUUUGUCGACACUCCCAUCAUCAAACAGCAGAUUGAAUCUGGGUCGAUGAACCCAGCGUUCGAGAUGACGCCCCUUGGACGGCCGGCGCAAGUGGAGGAGAUUUCGGAUGCGAUACUUUUCUUGUCCUGCCCCAUGAGCAGCUAUAUGUGCGGUGCAGCGCUGGUGGUGGAUGGAGGAUUUACUGUCUAG
This is a messenger RNA of Penicillium brasilianum, 789 nucleotides long. Lineage: Eukaryota; Fungi; Ascomycota; Eurotiomycetes; Eurotiales; Aspergillaceae. The record is from the annotation of a GenBank genome assembly.